Molecule: messenger RNA, 1095 nt
Organism: Trypanosoma rangeli
Lineage: Eukaryota; Euglenozoa; Kinetoplastea; Trypanosomatida; Trypanosomatidae
Product: putative peter pan protein
Exons: 1
Coding region: 1-1095 (364 amino acids)
Biological process (GO): rRNA processing; ribosomal large subunit assembly
Cellular component (GO): preribosome, large subunit precursor
Molecular function (GO): rRNA binding
Source: RefSeq, a predicted model, not a curated record
AUGGGAAAGUCCAAGGUGAUGCCAGGGACGGUGGACACCACGGAGGCGGACAAGUCAACACCGAAGUCAAUUAUUAUUUACAGAGGCGAGGUUGGUAAUAACGUUCGCGCCCUCAUGCAUGACUGGCGUGCGGUGUUUUUGCCUUGGAGCAGCAGAAAUCUUCAUGGCAAAAACAGUUCCCUUAAAGACUUUCUGGUCAUUGCCUCAACCUUUAGUGUGUCACAUCUGCAGUUGUUUACUGCACCCCCGCAUGGAACGUCACUGCGCAUCAUGCGGUUUGCCAACGGUCCGACGUUAUGCUUCCGUGUCCUUUCUUUUGAGCUGCGUCAUGAGGUUGUCGCGACGCAGCGUCGUCCAGUGUCACUAAGCCACGCCGUCUGGGAGGUGGCGCCCAUUGUCGUGCUGAACAACUUUACCCACCCCGAUGCCCAGCGACGGCCUGAGGUGUCAUUGUUGGAGGCGACAUUUAAAGGUAUGUUCCCCACAGUGAAUAUUCAGUUGGUGAAGAACUCUGACAUUCAACGUGUGUGUCUCUUUCACUACGACCAUGUGGAGCACGUUGUGGAGGUGCGACACUACUUUAUUAAUGCGAAGGCUGUGGGCGUCAGUAAGACAGUCAAAAAACUUCUUGAACGUCGCUGCCCAACGAAGCUUGGGACGCUGGAGUCCAUUGACGAUGUUCUUGACCGCGAAGAUGUGUGGUCCGACACGGAUGGAGAGGGCGAGGAAGUGCCACUCGCUCAGCCCUUCCGCCAACACCGCGAGCAGUGCCGCAUUAAACUCCAGGAGAUUGGUCCUCGUCUCACGCUGCAGCUUGUGAAGGUUACAAACGGGUUUGCCAGCGGUGAGGUGCUGUUUCAUAGGUUUGAGAGCAAGACACCGGCGGAGGUGGCACAAAACGCCAUGAAGGUUCGCGCAAAGAGAAGCGAGAAGACCAAGCGAAGGGCGGAACAGGACGAAAACGUGCGCCGAAAAGAAAACAUGAAAGAAGAACGCUUGCGAGCAAAGCGGCAGAGACGUGAAGAGGCAAUGCGACGGCAGGCAGAGGACCCCCUGGACGUGGUGGACUCUGGCUAUGGCGCCGACGCGGAGUGA